Molecule: messenger RNA, 1449 nt
Organism: Camellia sinensis
Lineage: Eukaryota; Viridiplantae; Streptophyta; Magnoliopsida; Ericales; Theaceae
Source: RefSeq, a predicted model, not a curated record
AUGAGAGCUUUUCUGGAGGAUGCCGAUAAAACAACAAUCCAAACUGAAGGAGAGAAGACUUGGGUGGCCAAUGUUAGAGACUUGGCCUACGAGGUUGAAGAUAUCAUAGACGAAUACAUGUAUUACAUGAACAAGCAAAAAGUAUAUGGUAAAUUCACAAGGUUCAUCCGUCAGAUAGUCUACGCCCCAAAGAAUCUAUGGGUGAGGCAUCGAAUAGCCACCAAGUUACAGAAGAUCAACAGCAUGAUCAAAGCCAUCCCAGAAAGAAACCGACGUUAUGGGGUCGAUCGUGUAGGAGAAGCAAGCUCAAGCUCCCAAGACCAUCAGAGGCGGCUGCCAAACCUCAGCGAGUCUUCUCUAUUUUUUAAAGAUGAUGAUCUAGUGGGGAUCGAAGAUGGAAAGAAACAACUAUUGGACUUGUUGGUGGACAAAGAAGAAUCACAACGCACGGUCAUUUCAGUGGUGGGGAUGGGUGGUUCAGGUAAGACCACUCUGGUUGCCCAGGCCUACAACAGUCGAAUUGUCAAGAGACAAUUCGAUUGCUAUGCAUGGAUAACUGUAUCCCAAACAUAUGUAGCCGACGACUUACUUAGAAGCAUGAUUAAGGAAUUCUACCGUGGUGCCCAGGAAGCAAUUCCAAUGGAUUUAAGCAAUAUGAGCUAUAGAGAGCUCAUAGAGAUGAUUACGAACUUCUUACGGUUGAAAAGGUACGUAAUUGUCUUUGAUGAUGUAUGGAGUAGUAACCUCUGGAGGGAUAUACAUGUAUCACUUCUUGAUGAAGGACUAGGAAGUCGUGUCAUACUUACAACCCGAAAAGAAGACAUAGCUUCAUUUUCUUUUGGGGUAAAAAGUCAUGUCCAUUACACCAAAUUGUUGGGUGUAAGUGAUGCGUGGAACCUCUUUUGUAUGAAAGCUUUUUCAAGCAAUCCAAAUAGAUGUUGUCCCCAACAUCUCAAAACCUUAGCUCAAGACCUUGUUGCAAAAUGUAAAGGGCUUCCUCUUGCAAUUGUAGCUUUGGGGGGUGUCAUGUCUUCUAAAUAUCUGGAGUCGGAAUGGAGAAAUAUUUAUAACAGCUUGAGCUGGGAAUUGAGCAACAACCCUGGGUUAGAAGUUGUGAAAACUAUACUGUUGCUUAGCUACAAUGAUUUGCCAUACCGACUAAAGUGUUGCUUCUUAUAUUGUUGUCUUUUCCCGGAAGAUUAUGAGAUCAGACGAAAGAGGCUCAUUAGACUUUGGAUGGCAGAAGGGUUCGUAGAAAAGGUAAGGGGCAGAACACCAGAGGAGGUAGCAGAAAGCUACCUUAUGGAGCUUAUUUGCCGUAGCAUGCUUCAAGUCAUAAAUAGAAACGAAUCAGGAAGGCCAAAAAUAUGUAAGAUGCAUGAUCUUAUCCGUGAGCUUGCAAUUUCUGCAUCUGCAACAGAGAAGUUUUGUGUUGUAUAUGAUGGGUGA